AAAUUAAUUAAGAACAUUUUCCCAAUUUCCAUCACAAAUCAGCCUAAAGACGUUAAAACUCAUUUUUACAAGACACAAAUGAAACAUGCAUACAGCAUUGAAUUUUGCAAUGAAUUUGCAAAUGAAUAUGAUGAACUUUCAAUACCAAAAAGCUGGGACAAACAGGUUAUUUUGGUCCCAGCAAAAAGAUAAUCUAUAAAAAGCGCUUUGCAAUUUCGAGAAAGUUUCCAAUUUGUCAGAAAAGUCAUUUUCUCGAAUGGGUCAAAGAAUCUCUUAAACUUUCUCAUUGCAUAAAUUUAUCUAAAUUUAAAUGUGAUAAAAAUGCGGCAAAAUAAUUAAUCACCAAAUCCAUAUCAAAUCCUUACAUUCUUGAAGUAAGAAAGUUGCGUCAAAACGUAAAAUGGUGGCGCGAAAUAAAAAGGGUCACUAUACAAUUUUUCUUACUUGAUUAAUUACAAGUUGUUUUACGUACGUAGAGCUUUAUUUAUAUUGAAAAGUGAAAUGUCGUCGUCGCCGCCGGCAUAUUUGGUCCUUUAAAGGUACGAUAUGUUUCAGAAAUGCUUAAAUUUAUUUUAUUUCUCAAAAGUUUCUUAUUUUUGAAAUAUUGGCGUGCAGCUUUAAAGCAAUAACUACUUUCCACAUGACUUCUCUCGUGUGUAAUUAUGAUUAAAAAAGAACAUGGCAUUUUUAAAUAUUUCGUUUUAUUUCAAAAUUCUAAGAUCUUAUCAUGCAAUGGUAAUGUUUUCAUAGAAAAAAACCCGUUCUGAUAUAAUACACAAAAUGAAAAUGGCCUAUUUUUGUGCAAUUCUAUAUGAUAUUCAUGGCAUUUUAAAUACAAUAAAAAUGUAUUACGAUUUUUUUUCUCCAGAGUUGUAAGAUCUUAUCAUGCAAUGUUAAUGUAUCACUGAAAAAAACUUGGUAAGUUCUGAUCUAAUAAACAAAAUGAAAAUGUCCAUAUAUGUGCAAUUCUAUACUAUAUUCUUGAAGGGAACCUAUUCUUCAAACAUCUUUGACUGCUCAAAGGCUGUGAUAGUUGCAACAUUUUUCUAAUUUAUGUCUCUUUGAGUUUUUUGAUCUAGGAACCGAAUCAAACGUAUCUCAUUCCAGUUAAUAGAUUGCCAUCCAUUGUUCAAGAGACCGAGUGACGAAUCAUUUGAUACUGUGACAAUAAGAGGAUUACUCCGUCAAUAGUCUUUUACGUUAAGUGGAGUAUCUUCUUGGUAAAAACCAGCCCAUAGAUUUUCUUCUCCACUAUAACGCAAUGUUGAAGAUAUCCGUCUUUCUCGACCUAUUACUCUCCGACGGCAGUUUAGCGGGAGAAGAUGUCUUUCCGGAACUUCAUUUUGAUAAUCGGCGCCCUUCAUGCGAAGACGAUUGGCUUGUCGAUGGCCGGCGAGACCGGCAAAGUCCCGAUGUAUGUCUGGCCUCUUGCGAACGUCUCUUUAUACAGUGACGUUAUUGGCACACAAGACGUCAUUCAUGACAAAGAUCAAAUAUGUUUUAUGUUUGUAAAUGGACCGGAAGGUUUACCAUAUUCUGUACUUGACAUUGACGAUGAGGACAAUUCAUGCUUCGAUGCUAAUCUUAAAGGAACAGCGCCACUUCGUGAUAUGACAAUUUCGAUGUUUGUAUUUCCAGACAACGACGAGGAUGAUAUUAGUGGAACAAUGAUACAUUAUCAGUCAGAUGAUCGUGAAAUAUUGCGUAUUCGGGCUCUCGCGAAUACCUUCCUGGUCUCAUUUAGAGACGAAUACGGUAUGAGUGCAGGUAUGAUGUACCUCGUGAACUUUCUCACACCACGUGCAUGGAACCACGUGACGGUAUCACGAGUUUUUCCAACAGGAAGAAUAAUUGUGUACAAAGAUGGAGUGGAAAUGUACAACCAAGAUGACGAAUUUUCUGACGUCAUCAGUUUUCCACACAUCGGAAAACUUCGGAUCGGAAAAUCCCAAGAUCCAGAUGACGAGGCAAUAUUUAAUGGGCAAUUUGCAUGCGUUCAGAUAUAUGAUAAAGUGAUCGACGAAACCAAUCAAAAGGAUAUUCUAAGUUACUGUAAACCUGAAAACUGGAAGACACAGCAUGAUUACUAUUUCGCACAAAAUGACGGAAAAUGGUGUUUAGCUGAUCGCCCAUCCAAUGAGGACGUUUCCUUGGUGACCAUGACAAUUUUGACGCGCGGGUCACUAUGGAAACAGUUUCUGCAGCAGAAUGAUAUACAAGACAGUGGUAGGAAGAGCGGUUACUUGAAGCUUUCUUCGCGGGACAAAAUACCAUCUGUAAACGAUGAUCUGAUUGGCCAAUUUAAUGUUACAGACACUAAAGUUUGUGUCCGGCUUUGUAUGCGCGUGGACAGAUGCAUGUCCGCGUUUGUUGAUGCGCCAGAAACAAAUGGAACGCAAAAGUGCGCUAUUUAUGACGACAUACCUACAACGUUUGUUGACCGUCCCGGCGCAAAGUUUUAUGUACUAACUGACUAAUAGAGAUCUAAUCAGUUAAAGCGUAAGGCAGAAGAGUAUAAAAUCAAAAUAAAAACAAUAAGCCAACAGUAGCAUAGGCAUUGUUAUGUAGCAUUUUGUAUAAAAACUCUCUUUUUUUCAUAUUUCUUAGAAGUGUUACCCGAGUAGAUAACUCGUGGUAUAAAACAUAUUAUUUUUGCAUAGAAUCUAUUUUUCCAAGCCUCUGUCAACAAUCAUCACUAUAGUGUUCAAGCUCAGAAUCGGCCAAACUAGUAACUGGUCGACGAGUCACCACAAGAGUUUAUUUAUUUUAAUUUUGGUCAAACUUUCCGAGUUUCAACUCUUACAAUUCAAGUGCUCCGAUUCUAAGUUUGUUCCUAGAAAUUUCAAAGCAUAUCUUUAAAACAGUUAUUAAGGAUUUUCCCUCAUACUAGUAAUAUAACCUUAAAAUAUCUUUAUCAUUAACAUUGUUUCCAGAGGACAUUUAGCGUUGAGCUAUAAGGAAAAACGUAAGUGACAGCUGCAUGUUACAAUAAGAUUUACUAGCAUGUUAACCAAUACUGUAGAUCAAUAUCAAUGGUAAUAUUUCUUCAAAGAACUGAACGCCAUUCUCUUACAUUUCAAGGCAGUGUGCCUACAAAUUCAUGCAAUCUUAUUUUAUUUCUUAUAUAAAAAUCUUUCCGUCUUUUAGAAAUUAUUGUCAUUUGUACAAAUAAAGACUUCAAAUACGAGGUAUCUAAUUUGUAUAUAUACACAAGUACACUCUAUUUCCUUUACAUGGAACUGCAUGUUCAAAAAGCCUGGAAAACCCUGAGAAUGUACCAAGAUUUAAAGAAAAUGUA
Ruditapes philippinarum (Manila clam) is the source of this 3298-nucleotide messenger RNA. RefSeq lists its product as uncharacterized. The transcript has 3 exons. The record is from RefSeq and is a predicted model, not a curated record. Bases 1323 to 2477 code for a protein of 384 amino acids. Lineage: Eukaryota; Metazoa; Mollusca; Bivalvia; Venerida; Veneridae.